UCAGCUUCUUAGAUCCAUUCAGGUCCAGAGUGAAACAGUCCAACCUUCAUCCAGCUUCCAGCCUUCACUGAUGCUGAAGCUGUUUCUGCUGGAGAUCCACAUGAAGAGUGACUCGGCUUCACAUGUUGUCAUCCUGGAUUUACACUCACAUCUCCAUCUGUCUCACUCCAGAUGUUUCUCUGUUCCAGCUGCUGGAGGACAACAUGGUGGCUUUCAUGAAGGAGGAGCUGAAGAAGAUGAAGAAGCUCCUGAGUCCAGAUUACCCAGCAUGCUCAGAGAGUGAGAGAGAGGAUGAGGAUGAAGAGCAGAGGAGCAGCAGAGAGUCAUUAGUGAGGAUGACUCUGGACUUCCUGAGGAGGAUGAAGCAGGAGGAGCUGGCUGAGCGUCUGUGGAGCAGAACUUCUGCUGCAAUCUGCCAACAGAAGCUGAAAUGUGGCCUGAAGCAGAGGUUCCAGUGUGUGUUUGAAGGAGUCUCUAAAGCAGGAGAGUCCACCUUCCUGAACCAGAUCUACACAGAGCUCCACAUCACAGAGGGAGGGGCUGCAGAGGUCAAUGAGGAACAUGAGGUCAGACAGAUUGAAGCAGCAUCCAGGACAGCAGACAGAGCAGAAACAAGCAUCAGACCAGGAGACAUCUUUAAAGCCUCACCUGGAAGAUCUCAGCCAAUCAGAGCAGUGCUGACAAAGGGAGUGGCUGGCAUUGGGAAAACAGUCCUGACUCAGAAGUUCACUCUUGACUGGGCUGAAGACAAAGACAACCAGGACGUCCACUUCACAUUUCCAUUCUCCUUCAGAGAGCUGAAUGUGCUGAAGGAGAAGAAGUUCAGCUUGGUGGGACUUGUUCAUCACUUCUUCACUGAAACCAAAGAAGCAGGAAUCUGCAGCUUUGAAGACUUCCAGGUGGUCUUCAUCUUGGACGGUCUGGAUGAGUGUCGACUCCCUCUGGACUUUCAGCACACUGAGUUCCUGACUGAAGUUACAGAGUCCACCUCAGUGGAUGUUCUGCUGACAAACCUCAUCAGGGGGAAACUGCUUCCCUCUGCUCGCCUCUGGAUCACCACACGACCUGCAGCAGCCAAUCAGAUCCCUGCUGACUGUGUGGACAGGGUGACAGAGGUCCGAGGGUUCACCGACCCCCAGAAGGAGGAGUACUUCAGGAGGAGGUUCAGAGAGGAGGAGCAGGCCAGCAGGAUCAUCUCCCACAUCAAGACCUCCCGAAGCCUCCACAUCAUGUGCCACAUCCCGGUCUUCUGCUGGAUCACUGCUACAGUUCUGGAGAAGGUGUUGAAGAGCAGAGAGGGAGGAGAGCUGCCCAAGACCCUGACUCAGAUGUACAUCCACCACCUGGUGGUCCAGGCCAAAGUCAAGACGGUCAAGUAUGGUGGAGGAGCUGCCACAGAUCCACACUGGAGUCCAGAGAGCAGGGAGAUGAUGGAGUCUCUGGGAAAACUGGCUUUUAGUCAGCUGCAGAAAGGACACCUGAUCUUCUAUCCAUCAGACCUGACAGAGUGUGGCAUCGAUCUCAGAGCAGCCUCAGUGUACUCAGGAAUGUUGACCCAGAUCUUCAGAGAGGAGAGCGGCCUGUACCAGGACAAGGUGUUCUGCUUCAUCCAUCUGAGCCUUCAGGAGUUUCUGGCUGCUCUUCAUGUCCAUCAGACCUUCAUCAAGUCUGGAAUCAACCUGCUGGAUGAACAACAGCACACAUCCAAUUGGUCUAAAGUGUUGAUGAAGAAGCCUAAUCUCCACCUUCUCCAUCAGAGAGCAGUGGACGAGGCCUUGAAGAGUCCAAAUGGACACCUGGACUUGUUCCUCCGCUUCCUCCUGGGUCUUUCACUGGAGACCAAUCAGAGUCUCCUUCGAGGUCUGCUGACACAGACAGGAAGUUGCUCACAGACCAAUCAGGAAACAGUCCAGUACAUCAAGAAGAAGCUGAGUGAGAGUCUGUCUGCAGAGAGAAGCAUCAAUCUGUUCCACUGUCUGAAUGAACUGAAUGAUGGUUCUCUGGUGGAGGAGAUCCAACAGUCCCUGAGAUCAGGACGUCUGUCCACAGAGGAACUGUCUCCUGCUCAGUGGUCAGCUCUGGUCUUCAUCUUACUGUCAUCAGAAGAAGAUCUGAAGGAGUUUGACCUGAAGAAGUACUCUGCUUCAGAGGAGGCUCUUCUGAAGCUGCUGCCAGUGGUCAAAGCCUCCAGCAAAGCUCUGUUGAGCUGCUGUGGUCUGUCAGAGAGAAGCUGUGGAGCUCUGUCCUCAGUCCUCAGCUCUCAGUCCUCCAGUCUGACACAUCUGGACCUGAGUAACAACGACCUGCAGGAUUCAGGAGUGAAGCUACUGUCUUCUGGACUGGAGAGUCCUCACUGUAAACUGGAAGCUCUCAGUCUGUCAGGGUGUCUGGUCUCAGAGGAAGGCUGUGCUUCUCUGGUCUCAGCUGUGAGCUCCAAGUCCUCCCAUCUGAGAGAGCUGGACCUGAGCUACAACCAUCCAGGAGCCUCAGGAGUGGAGAAGCUGUUUGCUGCAGUGGAGGAUCCACCUUGCAGUCUGGACACUCUCAGGGUGGACCAUGGUGGAGAGCAGAGGUUAAAACCUGGUCCCAGGAAGUAUUUCUCUCAACUUCAACUGGAUGAAAACUCAAUGAGCAGAUUCCUCAAACUGUCCAACAACAACAGGAAGGUGACACCUGUGAAGGAGGAGCAGCCGUAUCCUGAUCAUCCAGACAGAUUUGCUGACUGGACUCCUCAGCUGCUGUGUAGAAAUGAUCUGAGUGGUCGAUGUUACUGGGAGGUCGAGUGGAGCGGAUAUGUUUAUGUAUCAGUGAGUUACAGAGGAAUCGGGAGGAGAGGAGACAGUAAUGAGUGUGUGUUUGGAUGGAAUGAUCAGUCCUGGAGUCUGGACUGCUCUGAUGAAGGUUACUCUGUCUGGCACAAUAAAAGAGAAACAUCCAUCUCCUCCUCCUCCUCCUCCUCCUCCUCCUCCUCCUCCUCCUCCUCCUCCUCCUCCUCCUCCUCUGGUAGAGUAGCAGUGUAUGUGGACUGUCCUGCUGGCUCUCUGUCCUUCUUCAGAGUCUCCUCUGACUCUCUGAUCCACCUCUACACCUUCAACACCACAUUCUCUCAACCUCUCUAUGCUGGAUUUGGAAUCUGGAACUCUGGUUCUGGUUCUUCAGUGAGUCUGUGUCCUCUGUAGGAAGGACGGUCUCUGUCUCUGACAGCAGUCCUGUCAGCACCAAUCAGAGAUCAGAGAACAUCAGUGGAGUUCAGCAGGGUUCACAGACGGAGCCUCCAACACUUUGUAAAUAUGUGGUCAGUUUCAGUUUCAGGACGUUUUCUAACCUCCUCAAGUCUUUGUCAGCAGCAGUGGAGACGAUGAGGACAGGACUCUUCUGAUCACAUUGUGACAUUUGAGUUGUUGAUGUUGGAUUGUAAAUGUGAACUGAAUCAGUGUUCUUCUGCAAGUUACCAAAAAUCAAUCCUUGAUUUCAUUUCCUUUAGGAGUUCCUGAAGUUAAAACUCAACAAGUUCUUUGAUUUCUUUCUUUGUAAUGUCAUGGUGUGGCGUCCACUGUGGGAGAAGACACUCGUCUGUCUCCUCCUUGACGACUUCCACAUUAUUUUCUUUUAACUUAUAUCCAGUUAUCCUGUUAAAAUGUGGUGAAGGUUAAUUUUCUGUGUUUCAAACAGUCCUUGUGUUUUGGUCCAGCCCAGCCGGUCCUGAUUGGACCAGUCUGGUCUCAGCUGGACUGAUUGAAGGAGAGUCUGACUGAGAGUCUGAGUCUGUCAGUCUGCUGCCAGGCUGGAAGUGAAGCUCUUUUUAACACUGAUGGACAAAUGAAGCUUUCUGAAGCUCUGAUGCUGGAUGGAAGCUUUUCUACACCGUCCUCUUUGGCGCCACCUGGUGGCCAAAAGUCUGAAGAGCAGCUUGAAUGAACUGCUCCAUGAUGGUUCCAGAGUUCAGUUCACUGCUUCUCUUUAUGAUGAUGUGACCGUUCUGUUUGCUAUCAGGAUCGUUGUGGGGAUAUGAACAAGUGAUUCUGAGGGUGAAAAAUAAUCUUUUAUUGAAUUGAUGAAUAAACUUUCCUGGAUUGAA
This is a messenger RNA of Salarias fasciatus (jewelled blenny), 4078 nucleotides long. Its product is annotated as NACHT, LRR and PYD domains-containing protein 14-like. The transcript is spliced from 6 exons. Bases 123 to 3179 code for a protein of 1018 amino acids. Gene Ontology annotation, molecular function: protein binding. Lineage: Eukaryota; Metazoa; Chordata; Actinopteri; Blenniiformes; Blenniidae. The record is from RefSeq and is a predicted model, not a curated record.